AUGAUUGCAGUCUCCUUUUCUGUCCUCUCAGCUGUGGUGUUGGGAAUCUUCAUUAAACACCAGGACACUCCCAUUGUCAAAGCCAACAACAGAAACCUCACCUAUAUGCUUCUCCUUGCUCUCCUGCUCUCCUUCCUUUGCACUCUGCUCUUCGUUGGGCAACCUGAUCAAGUGAAAUGUCUCCUGCGACAAAUUACUUUUGGCAUCACUUUCUCUAUAGCCCUUUCUUGUAUUUUGGGUAAAACAACCAUAGUAGUGCUUGCUUUCAUGGCCACCAAGCCAGGCUCCAAAAUGAGGAAAUGGGUGGGGAGAAGGAUGGCCAACAUGAUUCUCCUAUCUGUCUUCAUGGUUCAGUUCACCAUCUGCAUAGUGUGGUUGGCAAUUUCUCCCCCAUUUCCAGAUUCAGACAUGCACUCCAUAGUUGAAGAAAUUGUCUUGGAAUGUAAUGAAGGAUCAACCACGAUGUUUUAUACUGUCCUUGGCUGUAUGGGCUUCUUGACAGCUGUCACCUUCACGGUAGACUUCUUGGCUAGGAAUUUACCUGACAGCUUCAACGAAGCCAAAUUCAUCACCUUCAGCAUGUUGGUCUUUUGCAGUGUCUGGGUGUCAUUUGUUCCCACUUACCUGAGCACCAAGGGGAAAUAUGUGGUUGCUGUUGAAAUCUUCUCCAUUUUGGCUUCAGCGGCUGGAUUACUGGGCUGCAUAUUUUCCCCCAAGUGCUAUAUCAUUAUUCUGAGACCUGAUCUGAAUACAAAGGAGCAACUAAAAAAGAAGUGA
Messenger RNA from Thamnophis elegans (Western terrestrial garter snake), 777 nucleotides. RefSeq names its product vomeronasal type-2 receptor 26-like. Gene Ontology annotation, biological process: G protein-coupled receptor signaling pathway. The coding region runs from base 1 to 777 and encodes 258 amino acids. Gene Ontology annotation, cellular component: membrane. Gene Ontology annotation, molecular function: G protein-coupled receptor activity. The transcript has a single exon. The record is from RefSeq and is a predicted model, not a curated record. Lineage: Eukaryota; Metazoa; Chordata; Lepidosauria; Squamata; Natricidae.